This is a messenger RNA of Paramuricea clavata, 4530 nucleotides long. Lineage: Eukaryota; Metazoa; Cnidaria; Anthozoa; Malacalcyonacea; Plexauridae. The record is from the annotation of a GenBank genome assembly.
AGGUGUUCCUGGUGUAAAACCAGAACGUUUAGAAGAAGGAAUGACAGUGAGACAUUGUGCCUUAUCUCUUGUUGGUACUGUACUUAUUUACUCGUAGUAUAGGAAGGAGAGCUAUUACAACGCAGGCUAUAUAAAAAUUAGCGUGUUUGUCUCAAAUAAAGCGCGAAAUUUUAUCCGGAACUAAAGAUUUUAGUAUUUUGUCCAUUUUUGGCCAUCGUACUCUUUUUGACCACUGUGAGCAAUAAGGAAGACCAGUUUUAAAGCACGAAAAAUAUUCACCGGGUUGUAAUUUCAUAUUUGCUGAAUGCAAGUUCUCUGCGUCUUAUGAGCAGUGGUUCCGAGCACUUGCAAGCAAACCCAUAAACAUGGGUUAUUUUUAUUAUAUUUUUUCUCAUCGGUUUUCAAAAAACAAAGCAUCCCACAGAAAUAUCCAAUAGUUUAGGUUCCACAAUCCCAAUGUCUACAUUAUGUCAAUCUGUCAUCAGACAGCACUGUAUAUAAUUACUAAUACAUUCCAACUAUGUAUAAUUACUAACUUUUAAAUCAAUUAUCAGCAUGUAAGACAACCAUGUAUAAUUACAAACUUUGAACACUUUACAAAUAUUUCAUUUAGGUGAGCCCAUUAUGUAUCCAAAAAUCAACGAUCUUGUCAGAUUGCUUCACAGUCGUGGCAUCUCGACAUUCCUGGUGACUAAUGCACAGUUUCCAGAUGCUAUCAAGUAUGUGCAGAAAAAACCUGUCAAACCUAUAUAUGUCCUAUAUUACAGUUUACUGUUGCCCUUAUACGUGUUCUAAGUACACUUAACGUGACGAGAGAGAUUUGAACAAGUCUGGGUUGCCCUCUAUGUUAUUCAAAUGGGUCUGAAAUAUCUACCUAAUGAUCGAACAAUUCCGAUUCGGAAAAAAUUUGAAAAUUAAUUUUGUAGAGUUGAGUUCCAAUAAUUAUUUUCAGUUACGUAGACCUACCCAAUUUACAUUUUUUGACAAUUUACAUGCCUAUAGUUACCAUUGUUUUGAUGAUGUAAGCAUAGAAUGGAACAAACUUGAUCGAGCAUUUUAGUUAUAUAUUUGAGUGGGACAGACGUAGAUACGCGUUAGCUGAUCAAGUUUAUGAUUGCCAGUUUAAGUUUUAAUCGGAGUUUAUAGACAUGAUGUGGACUAAUGCAUGUAUCCUAUACAGUCCGCUCUGCAGUUAUUCAAUUAUUGCUAACAUAUUUUAGAAAUCUGCUUCCAGUAACACAACUGUAUGUAAGUGUUGAUGCCAGUACGAAAGAAAGCUUAAAGAAAAUUGAUAGACCACUUUUCAGAGAUUUUUGGCCAAGAUUUUUACACAGUUUAGAGGCACUGGAAAACAAGGUACUAUAAGAUAUAUAAAUUGAAGAUAGCCUUGUUUUAUUCGGCCUCAGGUCAAUGCUGGACUCCCACUUCAAUCAAGUUAUGCUAAAAUAUCAUACUAUAUUCCAGGGUCAAAGGACAGUUUAUCGACUCACUUUAGUGAAAGGCUGGAAUGUUGAGGAGAUAAAAGCAUAUUCUGAACUCGUGGCCCUCGGGAAGCCAGAUUUUAUUGAAGUGAAGGUAACUCUGGAAUAAAAUGUUUCCAAUAUUGUCGCAACUCUUCUUAUGGGCACAUUCCUAAUAAUGACUGCAUGACUCCUCUCUAAUACCGAUACCUCUCUAAUGCAGACAUCUCACUAAUAUAGACACCUUUCUAAUACACUCACCUCUCUAAUACAGUCACCUCUCUAAUACAGUCACCUCUCUAAUACAGACACCUCUCUAAUAGUCCUAAUACAGUCACCUCUCUAAUACAGACACUUCUCUAAUACAGACACCUCUCCUCUCACUUUCAUAACACAGACACCUCUCCAAUACGGAAACGACGAACAUCUCUCUAAUAUAGACACUUUACCAUGCCCCUUCAGUGUCUAUAUUAGAUACUUCCAACUGUACUAAUGUGUUGAAAGUAUUUGUAAAUUUUUGAAUGUUUUGAUUCAGGGAGUGACAUUCUGUGGUGAUUCCAAAGCAUCCUCACUCACAAUGAAGAACGUUCCUUGGCAUGAAGAGGUAGGCUCAUCAUGAAACGAAGUACUUAGUCCUGGUUGUAAUUUCGCUUCAUUCACAUGAAAAACGUUUCGAGUUUGACUCUGCCAGAUACCACUGGUUUUCUCCGGCCAGCCCGGAUCCCUGCUGUAGUAAUACUAGACAUACAAAGAAAAGCGCUUACUGAGCAUUGAGGAAGAACAGUUUAGAACUGAUAUAGCUGUUAUUCGUUCCAGAAACGAGGUUGUCGCUAUUGCAGCUUAUAUUUUAAUUUUUUUACAGGUUAUUGGUUUUGUAAAACAACUGAUAGAUGCAUUGCCAGAAUAUGAUAUCGCCUGUGAACACGAACAUUCUAAUUGCAUUCUAAUUGCAAAUAAAAAGGUAUCUAAAUGUUCUGCAAUUCUUUGGACCAAUAUGCCACAAAUGAGAAUCUUGUAAGUAUAAUCCGCAUUUAUCUGAUUUUCAGUUUAAGGUAAAUGGCAGAUGGUUUACAUGGAUCGACUAUACGAAAUUUCAUUCAUUGGUAAUUUUCAUUUUGUGUCUCUUGAAUCCAUUUAGAUAGAAUGCUCGUACAUUUUCAUUUCUUUGUUGACCAGACAAGUGUUCUCGCAAAGGGAACCCUCAAGGGUGAAUGUGUUAUAGCGCUACUGCCCUCAAAUAUGACUUUUUGUACGUAUAAUAUUUGUGUCAUUCUAAAAACGAAGACGAGAGUUGAUGAGGGUUGCAACUGUCGCUCCCGUUUGAUCGCCCUACUCUCGUCGACUCUCACGCAUUCUCGUCGAGUUUCACCAACUUUGGUUUAAAUUUUGAUGGGAGUUUUCGCCACGCGCCCGAAAUGCUUGAUUUUAGUGUUGUGAAAUGUGAUUUGUUCUACAGCCGUGAGGCGUGAUUGUUGAUAAAAACAAGGACAAGGUUCCUGGCGCUGAGGACAAGGUUCCUGGCGCUGAGGACAAGGUUCCUGGCGCUGAGGACAAGGUUCCUGGCGCUGAGGACAAGGUUCCUGGCGCUGAAGACAAGGUUCCUGGCGCUGAGGACAAGGUUCCUGAUUUGGGCCGAAAGUGAUUAUGGAAUGGGCCGAAUGAAGUGAUGGAUUUUGUUCUUCCUGCCAAGAUCAAAAUUUAGUCUAUAGCCUAAAUAGGAUCAUCCAUGAUUGCAUUUCUGAGGUCAUACCUAAAACAAUUCCCUUUAGGGUUCUUUUGUUUUUUGGCUAAAAUUAAUCGAAUGGCAUCAUCGAGUUAAAACAUAACCUUAUUUUACAGAUGAAGAAGUUCGAGGAAUCAAACGGUGAAGCGACCUUCACAUCCUUGGACUAUAUGGAGGAGACGCCAUCUUGGUCGGUAUUUGGUGACACUCAUCGAGGAUUUGAUCCGAAUGAGACAAGAUGGAUGAGAAAAGGGAAAAGGAAAGACCUUUCUGGAUGUUAGGGAAGUAUUUUGUGAAAGAAACUUGCAGGCAAAGAUCUCUGCGGAGUUCGAUAGAAUUCUUUGCGUAUCAAGUCCUGUGGUACACACAUAAAAACGCACAAGUUGUAACAAGUCUGCAAACAAGUUGUUACAAGUCUGUUCACAAGCUGUCGACAAGUUGUGUUCGCACUGCUUGUUCCCAGUUUGUUGUAACAAGUUUUAAACAAGCUGUUAACAACUUGUAACAAGCUUGAUGGCAUUAUCAGCCUUGUUAUAAGACUGUGCUAACAAGUUUGUUACAGCCAUGAUAUAACAAGGAUGUUACAAGGUUGUCAACACAAAGUUGUUAAAAUCUUGUUAUAUCAAGCAUGUAACGGACUUGUCAGAACAACCUUGCAACAACUCUGAUAAUUUCGACAAGGUUGUUGCAAGUUGUCAACAAGUUGUUCCAAACCUGUUGACAACUUGUGACAAGCAGUGCGAAUAUAUCUUGUUGACGGCUUGUUGGCAGACUUGUUACAAGAUGUGAGAUUUUGUGCGUGUGUAAUACGAGAACGGUUGGUUGGGAUGUUAGCGACGGUCCAUUAUUUAUGGGGGGGGGGGACAUCGAAGAGAAUAAACAAAAUUUUGAGAAAGGUUGGGUAGAUGAAAAAUAAAACAAGUCAAGGGUUGGGUAACAAAAAAUUAUUGUCAUUUCCAAAGCAGGACUUACUCACGAAAUACUGAAGACUAAAACCAAUGUCAAAAGUCAUUUGUCAAUACAAUAUGUUCCAAAGAGUUGACCUCAAAAACGAUUGGAAGUUUCCAGUUUGCGGCCUGCUGUGAACGUCAAUCUUAACUUCUCUCGGAGUGCGAAAAGUUUGGGCUUUCACCCUUUUCAGAGCCGACUUCAAAGUCGAGAGAUUUCGUAGUUGAGACAUAAGAUAAAGCUAGUACGCUUUAAUAAGCUUGCUUUUAUUACAACUCACAAUAUUUACAUUCAACGACAUUACCAAUAUUUCAUUACUAUAACUAUGUAAGUUUUUGAAAUUUUAUCAAUAAAGUUUUAGAUGGCCAGUGACUUGAUUCAUGUCAUCAAUUGGACCUG